AAGGGGGAAAAAUCAGGGUAGCCAAAUCCGGGGAGAAAAUUUCACUCUUUUCCAGUGUCUUGUGAUUUUGACGCAAAACGCAAUCAAGCCUGGCAUUCCGGGAGUGUAUGUAGUCCGGAGAGAUGAGCUCAAGCAGUGGUUUUUGCUCUUGCCGUUGCUUUCCCAACGCGGAUUCCAACUCUUAUCUUUCUUCCUUCGCGUUUUCGCCCCACUCCUCCGUUGUCUCUGUUAAGUUUCUUCCUCGAAGUUUGAGGCCUCUUCAAGUUUCUGCUUCUUCUUCCUCCUCCGAUGAUAAUCCUCAGAGUUCUACAAGUGGAAGUAACCAACACAUCAAAGGUUCAGGAACCAGUGCGAGAGGUCGCAGAUUGCUUAGAAUUCGUGAAGAGAAGCGGCAACGGGAACAUGACCGAGUUCACAAUUACCCUUCUUGGGCCAAAGUCCUCGAAGAUGCCUGUAAAGAUGAUGUUGAGCUCCGUGCUGUUCUUGGAGACAGUAUUGGCAACCCUGAACUAAUGAGGAAACGGGUAGAAGACAGAGUCCGGAAGAAGGGCAGAGACUUUCAUAAAUCCAAAACAGGCUCUGUGCUUGCUUUCAAAGUCAGCUUUAGAGACUUCAACCCGGUUGAUUCGUUCAUAUGGUUUGAAUUGUUUGGAUCACCAUCUGAUCGGGACAUUAAUCUGAUUGGUAGUGUUAUUCAAUCUUGGUAUGUUAUGGGUCGCCUUGGUGCCUUCAAUUCUUCUAAUUUGCAGCUGGCAAAUUCGUCCGUGGAGUAUGAUCCUCUCUAUGAUGCAGAGAAGGGUUUCAAAGUGAUGCCAUCAUCCUUCCAUGAUAUAGGUGACAUCGAGUUUCAAGAUAACUGGGGACGUGUUUGGGUUGACCUGGGCACGUGUGAUUACUUCGCGAUUGAUGUACUCCUCAAUUGCCUAACUUCCUUAAGCUCAGAAUAUCUGGGUAUCCAACAGGUAGUUUUUGGUGGACGUAGCAUGGGCGAUUGGGAAGAGGGAAUGACGAAUCCUGACUAUGGUUACAAAUACUUCAGGAUCUAAACUGGGCUUUAAUCACUUGGUUUUGCUAGUUAUUUCAGUACAGCUGAAUUUAUAUCUCUUCCUUUCACUAUCCUCGGUUCCGAGUGGCUCGAUUUGGUCAACAGGACAGAAAGCUGGAGGUUCAGCAAAAAUAUGCAUUGAGCUGUGCAAUAUUUACUUUUCUUCUGCUGCUGCUAUUUUCAGGGGGGUUAGUGGGUGUUGUUGAGGGGUGCCAGUCAAGUAUUUUGAGGCUCUAAUCUCUUGGGUAACAUGAUCUAUUUUGCUGUGUGAUUAUUAUGACAGAUUUUGUGUCGUCAAACUCAAUACAUAUCAGUUCUUAUGAGAAGUUACAAUGGCACUAUUUGCUUUUUACU
Neltuma alba is the source of this 1399-nucleotide messenger RNA. RefSeq lists its product as uncharacterized. The record is from RefSeq and is a predicted model, not a curated record. The coding region runs from base 123 to 1046 and encodes 307 amino acids. The transcript is spliced from 8 exons. NCBI's taxonomy places the organism in Eukaryota, Viridiplantae, Streptophyta, Magnoliopsida, Fabales, Fabaceae.